Messenger RNA from Erinaceus europaeus (western European hedgehog), 2913 nucleotides. Its product is annotated as zinc finger X-linked protein ZXDB-like. Gene Ontology annotation, biological process: regulation of transcription by RNA polymerase II. Gene Ontology annotation, molecular function: transcription coregulator activity. The transcript has a single exon. The record is from RefSeq and is a predicted model, not a curated record. NCBI's taxonomy places the organism in Eukaryota, Metazoa, Chordata, Mammalia, Eulipotyphla, Erinaceidae. The coding region runs from base 84 to 2642 and encodes 852 amino acids. Gene Ontology annotation, cellular component: nucleus.
GGAAUGUGUUUGGGCCCGCGGCAGGGGGCGGGGUUGAGCCUCCUGCACCACUCGGGUUCCAGCCUAGCCUCACGGACACUGAGAUGGAAAUCCCCAGGCUGCUCCCAGCUCGCCAGACUCUACAGGGCAGCGUCGCUGGCAGCUCGGUUGGCAGCAGCCGGGUUUACGGAGGUCCUGACCAGCGUGCUGGUCAGGUAGCCGCAGGACACUUUCUGCUGCUGCGGGGCCCUCAAGAUGGCGGGUCAGGGCGGCAGCGCAGGGAGGCCCGCGCCGCUUCUCAGGGCCCCGGCCAGAGCACAUUGGCUUUGAGGCCUAAUUACUCAGUUGGCUGUGGCGGCGGCGGCGGCGGCGGCGGCGGCAUCGGCGGCGGCAUCGGCGGCGGCAUCGGCGGCGGCAUCGGCGGCGGCAUCGGCGGCGGCAUCGGCGGCGGCAUCGGCGGCGGCAUCGGCGGCGGCAUCGGCAUCGGCGGCGGCGGCGGCGAAAAGGACUUUUUCCUGGUGCUGCUAGAUCCGGUGGGUGGAGACUUGGAGACCUUGGGCGCGGGACAGGCCACAGGGCCUAUGUGGAGGGAGGUGACCGAACCUGGCCCAGGGCUCCGGGGGGGAGAGACUAGCGUGAACCUCGUGAGCUGCCCUGCAUUGGGCCCUUGUUGUUUGUCCGCGAUGCCGGCCCGAGUCCCGGCCCUAGUCCCUAACCCUGCCAAUGGCCUGAGCCAGGCCAAAGCCUUCUCAGGCACCGUUACCAUCCACAAUCAGGACCUGCUGUUGCGCUUUGACAACGGCGUCCUCACUCUGGCCACGCCCCUGCUUCCAGCCUCCCAGCCUGGAGUGCAGAUCUCACAGCCGGGAGGUCUGAUCCCCCCACAGGCAAGAGUCCUGCAGAUUGCGCAGCCAGGCGACUGCCCUGAGCUGCCGCCUGACCUCUUGCUAGAGGAACCUACUGAACCCACCCCCACUCCCGUGCCUGAGGAGGAGAUGGAAGGCCAGGCAGCCUGCGAGAGCUCAGGUGGGCCACUGGGCCCUGGCCCAGGUAUAGUGCUAUACAUGUGUCCUGAGGCACAGUGCGGACAAACUUUCCCCAAGAAGCACCAGCUGAAGGUGCAUCUGCUGACACACAGCAGUACUCAGGGCCAGCGGCCCUUCAAAUGUCCCCUGAGUGGCUGUGGCUGGACUUUCACCACAUCAUACAAGCUUAAGAGACAUCUUCAGUCACACGACAAACUGCGACCUUUCGGCUGCCCUGUGGAGGGUUGUGGCAAGAGCUUCACCACGGUGUAUAACCUCAAAGCGCACAUGAAGGGCCACGAACAGGAGAACUCUUUCAAAUGCGAAGUAUGCGAGGAGAGUUUUCCCACACAGGCCAAGCUCAGUGCCCACCAACGCAGCCACUUUGAGCCAGAGCGGCCCUAUCAGUGUGCCUUUUCUGGCUGCAAGAAGACAUUUAUCACGGUCAGUGCCCUUUUUUCCCAUAACCGUGCACACUUCAGAGAACAGGAACUCUUUUCAUGUUCCUUUCCUGGCUGCAGCAAACAAUAUGACAAAGCUUGUCGUCUGAAAAUUCACCUGCGUAGUCACACCGGUGAAAGACCUUUCCUUUGUGACUUUGAUGGCUGUGGCUGGAACUUUACCAGUAUGUCCAAGCUCUUACGGCACAAAAGGAAGCAUGAGGAUGAUCGGAGGUUCAUGUGCCCGGUAGAAGGCUGUGGGAAAUCUUUCACAAGGGCCGAACAUCUAAAAGGCCACAGCAUAACCCACCUGGGCACAAAACCUUUUGUGUGUCCCGUGGAGGGCUGCCGUGCCAGGUUCUCUGCUCGCAGCAGUCUCUACAUUCACUCCAAGAAACACUUGCAAGAUGUGGACACUUGGAAAAGCCGUUGCCCAGUCUCCACUUGUAAUAAACUCUUCACAUCCAAGCACAGCAUGAAGACCCACAUGGCCAAAAGGCAUAAUCUCCAUCAGGAUCUCUUUGCUCAGCUAGAAGUUGCAAAUUCUCUUACACCCAGCAGUGCACUUACCAGCCAGGGACAGAGCGAUGUCAGUGAUGCAGAACUAGUCUCUCUCUUCUCUGAUGUGUCUGGCAGCAGUUCUGCUGCAGUGCUGGACACAGCUUUGGUGAACUCUGGAAUCUUGACUAUUGAUGUGGCUUCUGUGAGUUCAACUCUGGCAGGGAAUCAUCCUGCUAAUAAUACUAAUGCCUUAGGGCACUCUGUGGACUCUCGGGCCUCAAUGACCACUGGUGACCUUCCUCAAAGUCUGGACAUCUCCCUCUUUUUUGGAGCCACAGCUGAAGGUUUCCAGCAGAACCCUUUAGAUGGGGAUGAUACCCCAAGUCUCAAUACAGGGCCUUUGGGGCCUCUGGGCUCUUUAGCUAUGAAAAGCUCGGGUCAGGAACCCCAAGCUCUGACCCCCAGCAGCAAGCUAACAGUAGACCCAGAUCCCCUGACCCCUUCAAGCAGUCUUUGUGAAAACAGUGUCUCAGAACUGCUGAUGCCAGCUAAAGAGGAAUGGAACAAACAUCCUGACUCUGACUUCUUUGGACAGGAGGAAGAGACCCAGUUUGGGUUCUCCAAUCCCACAGGCAACCAUAGCUCUCAGAAAGAGACAGAUCUUAUCGCUGUGACUGACAGCUCAUUUUUGGUAUGAACUGUUCAUUCCUCAUCACUUUUAUUAAUGACACUCAACUUUAUGGAUAUAUGGACUGAAUGUGUAUAUGCAGCCAUGUCUCAUAGGCUUCACAGAAAAAUAAGAGAACUCUAGAGCGCUGGGCUACACGUUUCAAUACUUGAGUUCUUGACUCUGGAACUUAACAAGUAGGGUGCCCUGAGCAAGUUACUUAACCUAUCUGAGCCUUAAUUUCUUUAUUUAUAAAAAGUUAUGAAUGGAUUGUUUACUAUUUAGGCUGUAGAUUGGUAUC